AUGGCUGCCUCUACAAUGGCUCUUUCUUCUCCAUCUUUCGCUGGUAAGGCAGUGAAGCUUUCACCAUCUGCCCCUGAGAUCACUGGCAAUGGGAGGGUGUCCAUGAGGAAGGCUGUGAGAAAGUCAAUUUCUUCUGGCAGUCCUUGGUAUGGCCCGGACCGUGUUAAGUAUUUGGGACCAUUCUCCGGUGAGUCCCCAAGCUACCUUACUGGUGAAUUCCCUGAAGACCAUGUUCAUGUCCCCAUUCAGAUUUUGGCCUGGCGCUAUUGGGGACACGCCCAAUUUUUCUCCUCUCUCAGACAACUGGAAAAAAGGCUCAAACUUGAAAACUACUCAUCACAGUCCUCCACUCUCCCUCCGCCGCAUCCGCCGAACCAAGAAAACAUCAACACCGAACAAACUGAUUCUCUUGGUUCGCCCAUUUACCUUGACUAUGACCCUGCUGCUGCUGCCGCCGCCACCACCUCCAAUGCAAACACCUCAUCUCUACAAGAAAGUGAAAUCCCUCUAGAAUUUCUCACAAAUUCCCCUGAUUUCUCACCAACCCGUGAUAGCCCUCCUCAAGAAACCCAUGGUGGAAUCCAUGAACUGCUCGGUCAAACUAAAGAAAACAAUCUUGAUGAUGACAUUGUGCUAUUGAUGCAUCUAUUAGGGCUAUCGCAUCGUGAAGAGCCAAACAAAAGGGAAGGGUUCUUUAAUGCGGGACGUGAUGAUGAAUUUUAUGGAAAGAUUAUUGGGAUGAAGGGCCCAAAGAAUGGGAAGGAAUUUGAGAGGUUAGAGGGGUGGAUCAAUCAUUUCUUGAGCGGUGAGAAGAAAGAGCCAUUCAGGUUGGCACAUUUGCUUUUGAGCAAAGCUAUUGUGUUACAUUCAGAAAAUAAUAGUGAUGAUUUUGGAGAUUUUGAAUUUCCCUCAACUAUUGAUAUGUUCUUGCAGAAUGAUCCACCAACUGAUAAGGAGUGUCUUUGA
This is a messenger RNA of Fraxinus pennsylvanica, 966 nucleotides long. NCBI's taxonomy places the organism in Eukaryota, Viridiplantae, Streptophyta, Magnoliopsida, Lamiales, Oleaceae. The record is from the annotation of a GenBank genome assembly.